Molecule: messenger RNA, 3865 nt
Organism: Hemiscyllium ocellatum (epaulette shark)
Lineage: Eukaryota; Metazoa; Chordata; Chondrichthyes; Orectolobiformes; Hemiscylliidae
Gene: smad1
Product: SMAD family member 1
Exons: 7
Coding region: 310-1707 (465 amino acids)
Biological process (GO): regulation of transcription by RNA polymerase II; cell differentiation; BMP signaling pathway
Cellular component (GO): heteromeric SMAD protein complex
Molecular function (GO): DNA-binding transcription factor activity, RNA polymerase II-specific; I-SMAD binding; RNA polymerase II cis-regulatory region sequence-specific DNA binding
Source: RefSeq, a predicted model, not a curated record
UGUUGAAAGUGCGACCGAUGGAGCGCGAGCGGCAGGAGCUGGCGGCGGCGGCUGAGGGCGAGCGGGUGGCGUUCAGAUACAGAAGAAAAAUAUCUGAACACAUUCCAUCACACAACUAAGACUCUCUCUGCCUUCGGAUUUUUUUCAAACAAGUACUUUGGGACAUUCCAAAUAAAAGUGCACAGAAUUUCAUAAUCUCCAGUGGAUUUGAUGCUUAAAAUAGUACUCUUAGAAACCAUUUGUUCAGAAUUUCUGUUCAUUUCUUAUACACAAUAGCAUACUUGCUAUUGGCUUCAAAAACUGGUCAGGAUGACGAUGGCAAGUUUGUUCUCAUUUACCAGCCCAGCUGUGAAACGCCUACUGGGCUGGAAGCAAGGCGAUGAGGAAGAAAAGUGGGCAGAAAAAGCUGUUGAUGCACUAGUCAAAAAACUUAAGAAGAAGAAAGGAGCUAUGGAGGAGUUGGAGAAGGCACUAAGCAGUCCAGGCCAGCCCAGUAAUUGUGUCACUAUUCCCCGCUCUCUAGAUGGUCGACUUCAAGUAUCACAUCGUAAAGGACUACCGCAUGUAAUUUAUUGUCGGGUGUGGCGAUGGCCAGAUCUUCAAAGUCAUCAUGAACUGAAACCACUAGAGUGUUGUGAAUUUCCAUUUGGCUCAAAACAGAAAGAGGUCUGCAUUAAUCCAUACCACUACAAACGAGUUGAAAGCCCUGUUCUUCCUCCAGUGUUGGUUCCAAGACACAGUGAAUUUAACCCACAACAUAGCCUACUUGCACAGUUUCGUAAUUUGGGACAUAACGAUCCUCCUAUGCCACAAAAUGCUGCCUUUCCAGUUUCCUUUCAACAGCCAAACAGCCACCCGUUCCCCAACUCUCCCAACAGAAGUUAUCCCAGCUCCCCAGGAAGUAGUACAUAUCCUCAUUCUCCAGCCAGUUCUGGACCAAGCAGCCCAUUUCAGAUACCAGCAGAUACUCCCCCUCCUGCCUAUAUGCCACCAGAUGAUCAAAUGACGCAAGAUGGUUCACAGCCCAUGGAAACGUCAAAUGUUCAUGUACCUACAAUACCACCACAUUUAACCAACAGAGCAGAUGUUCAACCAGUUGCUUAUGAGGAACCAAAACACUGGUGCUCUAUUGUCUAUUAUGAGCUGAAUAACCGUGUGGGAGAAGCUUUCCAGGCUUCCUCUACUAGUGUCUUGGUGGAUGGUUUUACUGAUCCUUCUAACAACAAGAAUAGAUUCUGCCUUGGGCUUCUGUCCAAUGUGAAUCGUAAUUCAACUAUUGAAAACACCAGGAGACAUAUUGGCAAAGGUGUUCACCUUUAUUAUGUUGGAGGAGAGGUGUAUGCCGAGUGCCUGAGUGACAGUAGUAUUUUUGUACAAAGUCGCAACUGCAAUUAUCAUCAUGGCUUUCAUCCAACAACUGUUUGCAAGAUUCCCAGUGGAUGCAGUUUAAAGAUCUUCAACAAUCAGGAGUUCGCCCAGCUUUUGGCCCAGUCGGUAAAUCAUGGUUUUGAAGCAGUUUAUGAGCUUACCAAGAUGUGCACCAUACGCAUGAGUUUUGUGAAGGGUUGGGGAGCUGAAUAUCAUCGACAGGAUGUAACAAGUACCCCUUGCUGGAUAGAAAUACAUCUACAUGGUCCUCUGCAGUGGCUGGAUAAAGUUCUCACCCAGAUGGGUUCCCCACAUAACCCUAUCUCCUCUGUGUCAUAACAAUGCUCUAAUGCUGCUUCAUAGUGCUCAUAGAUCCUUGAGUGUUGAGUUUUCCAAGAAUUUGUAAUCUCACUUGAAAGACAUACAGAAUGGAUACACUCUGGACCGUCUUGAUUGGGAAUUGGAAAAUACUUGAUUCUUUGUGACCAAUUGUUGGAGAAAGAUGAUCAGUUUUUUAGUAUACUGCUGUUCUUGUGAAAGUGUUCAGUUUACACUGGUAUUCCAUUUCUACCUACUCUGAAGAAUUUAUGUAAUUAUGGUUUUAGAAUACAGAGAUGAAAGGUGACCAAGCAUAGAUUUGAAUGUUGCAAAUGCUGUGUUUUAAGUACUAGUUUGUGGUCAAAAUAUAGGAGUGAAGUUGUUUUUCCAAGAGAGCACAAUUGCUGCACAGUUGUUAUGCUGAAGUUGAAUAUAUUUUGCACAAAUGAUGACUUACAAACCCUCUACACAUUAGGUCACUUGACGUCUGUAGUUUUUAAAAAGUGUGGAAGUGGACAAAAUGAGCCCUGUGUGCAGCUCUGUCUUAACGUCAGUGCUGACUUUUUUUUGUAAUAGUGUCAAGUUACAGCUCCAUUCUUGAUGGAUUUCUAAGGUGUGUAUAGUUUUACAUGUAUGUUGAGGUUUAAAAUAUUACUUUUGUCCUCAUUUUCAAUUAGGUAAGGACUUUCAAUCUGCCAUUAGAAGGAAGUAGGUUAAGGGGCAACGUGUUCUCCACUGUGCAUUUGGUGAACUCAGUAUUUUUUAACUAUUGCAUUUAAAAUGUACUUUGUAAGAAGCUACUGUCCUCUUGUAGCCAUACAUCAGUUCUGAAAUAGUUAAUUCAAUAUUUUAAAAAACACUUUGCAAGCAAAAUUUACCGAAAGUAUUUGCUGCACCAGAUGUUCUGGCUCUGUUACUUUGUGCUAAUUUGUCUGUUUAAAGAAUUGUUUUGAAUUGAUUUUCUAUAAAUCCUCUGAGCAACUGAUUAGUGGCUACCAACAGGUUGGAUGUUCAUAGGUUGGUAGAGCUAGAUUCUUGUGCAUUUACUUCCAGCUUGAUUAGUUUCGGUUGGCUGGAAUCUUGCAACACGUUACAAAUUUUAACUUCCCGAGUGGUUAAAUCAGCUUGUUUUAUAUUUUUUUGUUUUUAACAGUGCUAAUUUCUUUUCUACUGUUGUAUAUGCACUUUUACACAAGACUUUGCUGUUGUGCUGUGGAAUUGGAGAAACAUUUAUUCCAAAGAUUCUAAGUCUUUCAAAAUCAACAAUCUGUUCUGGCAUGAUUUCCUUUGACAUUUUGGGAACCUGAUUGUGAAUUUCACCACUGCAAAGUCUAUAUCCCUAAAAAUUCUACCUUUAGAGACUUCUUAAAAAAUAUUUUAUUCAACUAACCCUGAUUUAUAACUCAUUUGAUCCAUUUGGAUCUUGUGUUUUCUGUUUACUUUUGGUGUGAGGAUAAAAAUCUUAGGAUUUCCUAAUCUAAGGUUGAAGAUUUACCACCCUGUUCCCAGGCCUGUUCAAAAUACUCUUAACUAGACAUAGGAGAAAUUACAGGCAAGAGGGGAGGGAAAGCUGAGAUUUUUAAAAACAUUGGGGAUGGAAUUAGUACAAAUUUCACCGGUGCCAGCAAAGUUAGUUCAUUACAAUAUGUUGGUAAAAUUUGAUCAUGAUGGCAUACAAAAAUACAAACCUCUAUACGUUGUACUAUUCAACAUUUGUUGAUGCUGUAAAUAUCAAGUGGUUUAGUCUUCAUAAAAUACAAACUUCCUGCAAACAAAUGAAAACAACAGGCAGGUGGAAAAGAGAUGGUUGGAAACCAGUCUGUAGCAUUUUCAUUUUUAGAAAAGUUUUUAUUUUUCUUUUUCAGCUUUUCCGCAUCCUAUACGGAUGAGAAGUUGUCACUUGGAUCAUGCAGUUCACUAAAAUUUCCACAUCAUUGAAAAGAUUUUAACUUUUAACACUAUUGUAAUGCAAAAUUACUUCAGAUAGAUAUCAUUCAGCAUCCUCACACAUGAUAUAUGAUGGCUUAUCUACUUAUGAUGUUCUGUUUUUCUUCCUCUAUUCCAUAAUGGACCAGUCUGUAAUUUACAAUCACAAGAAAUCUGUAGACUUGAGGGAGAAAACAAAAUAAAUAUUUUACAGAAUUGGUGUACAAAAUAAACCUUUUUAUUCAACAGAAAA